Pelobates fuscus (common spadefoot toad) is the source of this 3007-nucleotide messenger RNA. Its product is annotated as ceramide synthase 2-like. Gene Ontology annotation, molecular function: sphingosine N-acyltransferase activity; DNA binding. Gene Ontology annotation, cellular component: membrane. The transcript is spliced from 11 exons. NCBI's taxonomy places the organism in Eukaryota, Metazoa, Chordata, Amphibia, Anura, Pelobatidae. The record is from RefSeq and is a predicted model, not a curated record. Bases 208 to 1395 code for a protein of 395 amino acids. Gene Ontology annotation, biological process: ceramide biosynthetic process.
UUUUCACCACCCCACUCACGUCUCCAUAUGGCAAAGCUGCUUCCCUGCAUUUGUCUUUGAAAUCUCCCCUCCCAGAUUCAAUUCAUUGUUCCCCUCCCCUUGUCUCCCUCUCACCCCCUCCCAAAUAUACCCUCCCCUGCCAUAGCAUACCCUCCCCUCUGAUCAGACUUGGCAUUACAGAGCCCGGGCCCAGUUAUCCGAAUCAGGAUGGAUACGUUUCUCAAUCAGUGGCUAUGGAGACAGGAGUAUUGGCUCCCUCCGGGGGUGACUUGGGAAGACAUGAAAGAGACAGAGGAGACUCAGUACCCGGAGCCUCGAGAUUUACUUCUCGCCAUUCCUUGUGCCUUUCUUUUCACCGCAGUCCGAUUCCUGUUUGAGAAGUAUGUUGCGUUACCACUGAGCAGACUGCUGGGGAUGCAGGAGAAGAAAAAAAAUGUGAAAGCCACGCCAAACCCAGUCCUUGAAGCCUUCUACUUAAAGCAGAGAAACCAGCCGACAGAGAGCGAGGUUCGCUGCUUGUCUGCUCAAUGUAACAUGCAGAAUCGCCAAGUUGAACGCUGGUUCAGAUGUCGCAGGAACCAAGACAGACCAAGUACAAGUCGGAAAUUCUGUGAGGCCAGUUGGAGAUAUGUCUUCUAUUUGGUUGCGUUCCUUACUGGCCUUGCUGUGCUGAAAGAUAAACCUUGGCUCUGGAACCAGCGGGAAUUCUGGGCAAAUUACCCACAUCAGCCAUUGGUCUCAUCUUUAUACUGGUAUUACAUAUUAGAAUUGGCAUUCUACUGCUCCUUGCUCCUCACCAUAGCGUUUGAUGUAAAGAGAAAGGACCUGAAGGAACAGAUAAUCCAUCAUUUUGCCACUAUUUUCCUGAUAUCGUUUUCGUACUGUGCCAACUACAUUCGUGCUGGAACAUUGGUGAUGCUUCUGCAUGACUCCUCCGACCACAUCCUGGAGUUAGCAAAGAUGUUUAAUUACACCAAGUGGAAGAGAGUGUGUGAUGUCCUAUUUAUCAUCUUUGCUGUGGUUUUCUUUGUCACACGCCUGUAUCUUCUCCCCACAAGAAUCAUCUACAGCACCUUUUACUACUCAAUGGAAACCUUUCAGCCAUUCUUUGGGUAUUAUUUUUUUAAUGUGCUCCUGAUGGUUCUUCAAGUUCUCCACUUCUUCUGGGCCUACUUGAUCAUACGUAUGGUGUAUCGUUUCACGUUUGUUGGCACGGUAGAAAAUGAUGUUCGCAGUGACAUUGAGGAAAGUGAGGACAGCGGACAAGAAAAUGGCAAGCCUUCUGGAAGAGAGAAUGAAACAGACAAGUGGAGAAGCAACAACAACCGUGUUCUACAGAAGUUUACUGAAAAUGGAAUGGCCCAAGUACAUAAUGGACACUUAAAGGCCAGUUAACCCUGGUUACUAGCAAUGCACUGUGCUGUGCUUGUCCUACACCGAGCAGGAGUUCAGUGCUGCUACAUUGUGUUCAUGGAACCCACCCAUCUAGCACUUGUAGUGCUCUUCUUUGUAACAAGAGGAACACAAGGUGCAUUGCAGAGCAAUGCCUUGUAGACCUCACUGCCUCUGAGUUAGUUGACUUCUUCUUUGCAGAAAGUGGUGGCACAACUUAAUUUAUUCAACUAUCGCACUAUAAUAUACAUGAUUUUGGACACUAGGAUUUCAUAGUCUGCCCUUUACAUUGAGCCACAUCUCAUGACGGAAUGAUGAGCCACAUGAAAUGUGGUACUGUGAAUAUACUAUGUAAGUAGAUUAGUCAUAGUUAUAUUAAUUAUGUCCCUCUAAAUUUUCUAUAUAUUUUUUACCUUGUAGAAGAACGACAUUAAUGUGCGAAGCACUUUAAACAAUUACAACCACUGUAGAUGCUAACCAUUUUGCUUGGAGCUAUCUGCCGUAGUUUUAGAGUAGACUGUAUAUGGUUGGGUACAGUAACUUAUUGUUCUCACAGUGACAGACAGCUGUGUUAUACUGAUUUUAGGGGAGAUCUACAUUUGCAGUGAGAGCAUGUGCACCCUAUCUUUGUCCAGCGUGGUUUGUUAAACAUGCAUGCUGAUGUUGACAUCAAGAAACAACAGCAAAUCAGCUAUGUAUCAAGCGUGGGACAAUAUGUACUUAUAAAAAAAAUGCAUGCAAUUGUCUCACGAGUCAGGUGAAAUACAAAAUUUAGGGUCACAUUAGUGGUGCAGCGGUAGGCAACCUUUGGUACUCCGGAUGUCGUGAACUACAUCUCCCAUGAUGCAUCUACAGCCAUAAUGCUGGAAAAAACAUAAGGGGAGACGUAGCCCACAUCAACUGGAGUGCCCACGGUUGCCCACCAUUGGACUACAGAGUCAGUCUCUGAAACAAAAUGAACUACCAACAUCAAAACAAUAAUUAGGAACACCAUAAAUCAGUGGUGGUGACUACAAUGUGACAAAGUUAACAUAAUACAAAUGAUGACAGUUUUCUUUAACUAUUUAAAAUAAAUACGUUUUAUAUGUUAUUACCUCUUUGUGUGUUGUUUAUAAGUAUACGUAUAAGUAAAUACCUUUUUAAGUGCAUCUCCUGGCUUACACUUAGUGGGUAGGGUCGGACAUCUCUAAAUCAUCUUAUGUUAUAAGCACCAUUUAUUUAACCAAAGUCCGUACAGGUUACCCAGAGCUAGCGCUCAUUCACAAAUCCAUAAGCCAUGUGGAAGUGACAGCGUACCAGAAAUGCUUCCCAUACUGGUUCACGUUGUAUGAAUAAAUCAAGGAUGCUUUCCCUACUGGUUCACAUCUGAGCUGGAUUCAGAUGUUCAGUUUGCACAUAGUCCUUGCAGUUAUGUGGUGCUUCUGGCCAAAAAGGAGUUAAUGAUGGCCCCAUCCCGGUAAGCUAGAAAAUGCACCGAAAAGAGGAAUAUGCUAAUAUUUAUAACUUACAAAAUAAAACACACAAAGGCUGUAACAUAUAUACUACUUUUCAGUAAUUCUAAAAGAAUGACAGUUUCCUUAAUAAAGCAAGCAUCAAAUCAAUACAUGGAAAACGA